UAAUUUUGGCAGUCAAAAUACUCAAAACUCUACGUUGCUUUUUCUUGGUCUGCAGCUCUCAUUGUUCUUAUUCAUUCACCUUAUUUCAGAAAAUGACUGGAUAUGUGGGCCUAGCUGAUAGUGCUGAAAAAUUUCUAACAGGGAGUGUUUCUUUUUAUGAUACCUGUGACACUAUUGGUGAUGGAUUGUUGCUGUACCCAGGAUCUAAAAAGCAAGAUAUAGUGGAUCAUUGUGAAAAAUUUGCUGCUCGCCCAAGUCAUGUUUUUAUCACUUCUUAUUUGAGAAGUGGUACCAAUUGGAUAUCAUACAUAGUACAGCUGAUACGGAAUGAUGGAGCAGUCCCAGAAGUAGAUUUGGAUCAUUUUGCUGUGUCUAUUGAUGAAAUGACACAAGAAGAAGUAGAGGCAAUUGAGUUUCCACGUGUUAUUAAAUGGCACUUUCCUUAUGAUCAUGUUGCUGGUGGUCCUCCUCAUCAAAGUCCAGCUAAAUACAUAUACUCCUAUAGGAAUCCAAGAGAUGUGGCUGUGUCUUUGUUUUUAUUGAACAAAGGCCUUGAGAGAGUUCACCCUAUUGUAUGGAGUGAGUUUUUGGAUGAUUUCAUUAGUGGAAACGUCACCUAUGGAAGCCAGCUUGAUCACAUUAAAAGCUGGUGGGAGCAUAGAGAUUCUCCUAAUAUCCUGAUGCUGUCUUAUGAGAGGAUGAAGAAGGAUCCAGUAGGAGCUGUACAAGCAAUUAGUACAUUCUUGGGAUAUCAAUUGAGUCAAAAGCUAAUUGAAGAGAUAGCUGCAAACUCAAGAAUCGAUAAAAUGAAAAAGAAUCUUGAGUCGUUCAACAGUGCUUUGACAAAGUAUAAGUAUGUUCGUAAAGGAGUUGUAGGUGAAUGGCACAAUUAUUUUGGUCCUGAAGAUAUCAAGAAGUUAGAUGCUGCAGUGAAGGAGAAGCUUGGUGACACUGACAUUGUGUUUGACUAUGGAGACACUAUUGAUCAGUGAUAAUGACUGAUUGACUAGAUCUAGUCUAUUUCUAAAAUA
Molecule: messenger RNA, 1031 nt
Organism: Amphimedon queenslandica
Lineage: Eukaryota; Metazoa; Porifera; Demospongiae; Haplosclerida; Niphatidae
Product: sulfotransferase family cytosolic 1B member 1-like
Exons: 3
Coding region: 93-992 (299 amino acids)
Molecular function (GO): sulfotransferase activity
Source: RefSeq, a predicted model, not a curated record